AUGGCGCGCACGAAAUGCACCCCCCGGGAUAUCGGAGGAGUAUAUAAAGCAUACCGCUCGGGUCCAGCCAACAUACCGGUCUACGUCUUUCCCGGCGGGACGCGUAACUGGUCGACCGUCGCGCCGACGAUGAGAAGCUUGGCGCGGACGAAGGUGAUUUACGUCACGCGCGACGAGUUGUCGGGGCUCAAACGCAAACCGACUUCGAUGAGCGCUCUUUACGGUUACGAACGUCGCGUGCGCGAUAUCGAAGCCGGCGACCUGUCCGCGACGGAUGGCACGCGCGUCCUCCAGGGCGUCCCAACACUUCCGGUGAACUUCACUGAGGCGCAGCUGAGGGAAUACCAGAACGCAUGCGCGAACCUGAAAUCUUCCCCGGACUACGAGAGCUUCCGCGCGGCGCUGAUCACCGGUGAGAUCAACGCGAAGAAGGCGUUGGGUUUCAUGCACCUCGCCGCCGACGCGAAGAGCACCGAAGUUGAGAAGGAUGCGUAUUUAACAGUAGCGCGGUUCAUCGCCACGGCCAAGCACCGUAUGCGAGACUCCAAAGAUUUCACCGGGGAGCUGCCGGACGUCCCAGAGGAGACGCGCCGUCACGUCAUGAAGCUCAUCGGCGAGUGCGGCUUCACGGGCAGCCUCAGGAGCGCCUUCGAGUUGGAUUUCGUCCGCACGAAGCUUCGCGUCGUCGGCGCGAAGGGACAAAACAUGUUUAUAAACGUGCUGCGCAGAGAGGGUAGGACAGAUGCAGUGUUCUGUCCAGGCUACGCCACCACAAAGGCCUUCGCCGAGCUCGUCGGUUUGGACAAGAAGGCUCGCGACUAUGCGAAACGGAAAGGCAAAGAAUGUCGCGACCGCUUUCACCCGCCGACGGAGGCUGAUAGAUAUCGUCCGUGGACUUGCCGUCCAAGGAUCCAGCACCAUCGCGAGCUCGUCCCGUACGUAGCGGAGCUGAUUCACGGGUACUACGUCGUUUACCUGACGGAUAUCGACACACAGUGGCAUGGCGACGUCGGGGAGGAUGAGGUGAUGUGGGCGGCGACCGAGGUGAAGGGGAAGAAAAGGGGACGAGAGUGA
Micromonas pusilla CCMP1545 is the source of this 1074-nucleotide messenger RNA. RefSeq lists its product as uncharacterized. Lineage: Eukaryota; Viridiplantae; Chlorophyta; Mamiellophyceae; Mamiellales; Mamiellaceae. The record is from RefSeq and is a predicted model, not a curated record. Bases 1 to 1074 code for a protein of 357 amino acids. The transcript has a single exon.